CAGAUCACAAGGCGGCGGAGGAGAAGGCCCAGAGACCUGAGCUCCGAGACUUCAACCGCGGCCUACGCCGAAGCCCAGUCUCCAUCCAAGGACCGGGGGAACCGCAGUCUCCAUCACUGAGGUACCGUGCUCCGCGCUGCUCGCCCGGCCAGACCCAGCCCCGCUGCAGCGGCGCCUCUUUCCUUCCUCUUUCCCUCGCUCUCUCGCUCGCUCGCCAGCGCCUUCCCUGCCCGCCUGCGUCACCGCGGCCGCCAUGGCUGAGAACGGCGAGAGCAGCGGUCCCCCGCGCCCCUCCCGCGGCCCAGCUCCGGCCCCAGGCUCGGCAGCUGCUACUCCGGCCGAGCCCAAAAUCAUCAAAGUCACUGUGAAGACUCCCAAAGAGAAAGAGGAGUUCGCGGUGCCCGAGAAUAGCUCGGUUCAGCAGUUUAAGGAAGCGAUUUCGAAACGCUUCAAAUCCCAAACCGAUCAGCUUGUGCUGAUUUUUGCCGGAAAAAUCUUAAAAGAUCAAGAUACCUUGAGCCAGCAUGGCAUCCAUGAUGGACUGACCGUUCACCUUGUCAUCAAAAGCCAGAACCGACCUCAGCAAGGCCAAUCCACCACGCAGCCUAGCAGUGCCGCGGCAACUACUACUACCACCACGGCAUCGACUCCCAGAAGUAACACCACACCUACUACCACAAAUAGCAACCCGUUUGGGUUGGGGAGCCUGGGAGGACUUGCAGGCCUUAGCAGUCUGGGUUUGAGCACCACCAACUUCUCUGAGCUUCAGAACCAGAUGCAGCAGCAGCUCAUGGCCAGCCCUGAGAUGAUGAUCCAAAUCAUGGAAAAUCCCUUUGUUCAGAGCAUGCUUUCGAAUCCUGAUCUGAUGAGGCAGCUCAUUAUGGCCAAUCCACAGAUGCAACAAUUGAUUCAGAGAAACCCAGAAAUCAGUCAUCUGCUCAACAACCCAGAUAUAAUGAGGCAGACUCUCGAAAUCGCCAGGAAUCCAGCCAUGAUGCAAGAGAUGAUGAGAAAUCAAGAUCUGGCUCUCAGCAAUCUCGAAAGCAUCCCAGGUGGCUACAAUGCUCUACGGCGCAUGUACACUGACAUUCAAGAACCGAUGCUGAAUGCCGCACAAGAGCAGUUUGGGGGUAACCCCUUUGCCUCAGUGGGGAGCAGUUCCUCCUCUGGGGAAGGUACUCAGCCUUCCCGCACAGAAAAUCGGGAUCCACUGCCCAACCCUUGGGCGCCACCGCCGGCUACUCAGAGUUCUACGACCACCAGCACCACUACAAGCAGUGGCAGUGGAUCUGGCAGCAGCUCCAGCAAUACUACCGGGAACACUGUGGCUGCAGCUAAUUAUGUUGCUAGCAUCUUCAGUACCCCAGGAAUGCAGAGCCUGCUGCAACAGAUAACUGAAAACCCUCAACUGAUUCAGAAUAUGCUGUCGGCACCCUACAUGCGAAGCAUGAUGCAGUCGCUGAGCCAGAAUCCAGAUCUGGCUGCACAGAUGAUGCUGAGUAGCCCACUGUUUACGGCCAAUCCUCAGCUGCAGGAGCAGAUGCGUCCUCAGCUCCCAGCUUUCCUGCAGCAGAUGCAGAAUCCAGACACACUGGCAGCCAUGUCAAACCCGAGAGCAAUGCAGGCUUUAAUGCAGAUCCAGCAGGGGCUACAGACAUUAGCCACUGAAGCACCUGGCCUCAUUCCAAGCUUCACUCCAGGUGUGGGGGUGGGGGUGCUGGGAACGGCCAUUGGCCCUGUGGGCCCAGUCACUCCCAUAGGCCCCAUUGGCCCUAUAGUUCCUUUUACCCCCAUAGGCCCUAUUGGGCCCAUAGGACCUACUGGCCCUCCUGCAAGCUCUCCUGGCACCACCGGCUCUGGUGGCCCCACUGCGCCCACUGUGACCAGCUCUGCACCCAGUGAGACCACGACUCCAACAUCGGAAUCUGGACCCAACCAGCAGUUCAUUCAGCAAAUGGUGCAGGCUUUGGCUGGAGCAAAUCCUCCACAGCUGCCGAAUCCAGAAGUCAGAUUUCAGCAGCAACUGGAACAGCUCAACGCCAUGGGGUUCUUAAACCGUGAAGCAAACUUGCAGGCCCUAAUAGCAACAGGAGGCGACAUCAAUGCAGCCAUUGAGAGGCUGCUGGGCUCCCAGCCAUCGUAAUUACAUUUCUGUACCUUGAAAAAAAUGUAUCUUAUUUUUGAUAAUGGCUCUUAAAUCUUUAAACAUACAUACACACACACACAUCUUGCUUUACUUUCAUUAUGAUUCUUUUAAAUCUGUCUAGUUAUAAAUCUAAUAUGAUGCAUUUUAAGGUGGAGUCCUUCACUAGCUUUUUCCCUCCUUCCCUUUCCUCUCCCCUCCUUCCCUCCCGCCUCUCUCCCUCCCCC
This is a messenger RNA of Dipodomys ordii (Ord's kangaroo rat), 2370 nucleotides long. RefSeq names its product ubiquilin 2 (gene Ubqln2). Gene Ontology annotation, cellular component: cytosol. NCBI's taxonomy places the organism in Eukaryota, Metazoa, Chordata, Mammalia, Rodentia, Heteromyidae. The transcript has a single exon. Gene Ontology annotation, molecular function: polyubiquitin modification-dependent protein binding. The record is from RefSeq and is a predicted model, not a curated record. Gene Ontology annotation, biological process: autophagosome assembly; regulation of macroautophagy. Bases 254 to 2143 code for a protein of 629 amino acids.